This is a messenger RNA of Glycine soja, 1222 nucleotides long. RefSeq lists its product as uncharacterized. Bases 165 to 845 code for a protein of 226 amino acids. The record is from RefSeq and is a predicted model, not a curated record. NCBI's taxonomy places the organism in Eukaryota, Viridiplantae, Streptophyta, Magnoliopsida, Fabales, Fabaceae. The transcript has 3 exons.
GUCCAGGUGGACGAUAAAGCUGAAAAUAUGGUGCCGACGUGCUUCUCACUCUCUGACUGAUGUGUCGAUCUUGGCACUCACACAUGGGAUCCACCUUGAUGCAAUCUUCUUAAAAACAUAUAUAGAAUCUAAUCACACUUUUUCUCCGCUUCCUGCAACUGAAAAUGGCAGAGACUUCCAACGGCAACGGCGUCUACGUCGAUGAAGAAGAACAAGAAGUAGUAAAGUUGAAGCAGAAAACGCAAAGAGUGAAAGAAACCUUGCCGGAGGUCCUUAACCGCAUCGCCUCCGCCAUUCUCUUCCCGGAACCUGCCUACUCCGGAUCCCUACUUCGCCGGAUCAAACUCUCCGUCGCCGACCACGCUCCUCUCCUUCCCGAAGCUUCCAAAAACUCCGCCCGCGACGUUCUCCUCUGGACUCGCCGCGGCACUCCCUUCCGCCCGCUCUUCGUCAUCUCCGUUGGGACGGUUACUUUUGUUGCUUUGACAGCACUGCUUGUAUUUAUGCUUUUCUUUCUAGCUGCAACCAUAAAUGCCAUUGUCAUAUCGUUGCUGAUAUCUUUGGCAGCUGCAGGAGGAUUCCUGGCUCUUUUCUUUGCUUUUGUUACAGCUAUAUACAUUGGAGCAUUAGCAAUUGCCAUAUUUGCUAUUUCAGUUACCACAUUUUGGUCAAUUGUGGCUAUUCUGAUAAUCACAGGUUUUAUUGGAUUCAUUUACACUGUGUGGCUGGUAACUAGAAAAAGCUUUGGAUUUGCUAAACACUCCUUGGACGUGACCGGCUCUGCAAUUUCAUCUUACACUACUGCACGGCAUGCCCACCACCUAAUACACACGAAUUCAAAGUAGGGGAUGAUCACAAACAGAGACUUAUGUACAAAUCUUAAGCUACAUGUCCGUGUUUUGGACUGACGCGAGCUUCUUUUGGCUGGUAUGAAGUCUUGUUCUUAGAUCCUUCAUAGUUUGGUUUCAAUCACAAUCCUUUGUUUUAUAUCUGAAUAGAGAGAUGUUUAGGUAAAUAAGCCAGGUUAUUGUGUGUUGUGUUUGAAGUUUGAUGUUAAUACAAAACAGUGGGUUUUCUUCUGUAGCCACCUAGUUACCUGGUGUAAUGCAACUUAUAGCUGAUAUGAAAUGAAAUUUGUGUGUAAAUGAUGUAAUUUUGGAACGAGUUAUGUGUUUGCUGCACUUGUGGGAACAACUAUAUACAUGCGGUACUUGUACAGCCA